Gastrolobium bilobum is the source of this 1584-nucleotide messenger RNA. Its product is annotated as casein kinase II subunit alpha-like. Gene Ontology annotation, biological process: protein phosphorylation. Gene Ontology annotation, molecular function: ATP binding; protein serine/threonine kinase activity. Lineage: Eukaryota; Viridiplantae; Streptophyta; Magnoliopsida; Fabales; Fabaceae. Gene Ontology annotation, cellular component: cytosol; protein kinase CK2 complex; nucleus. The coding region runs from base 60 to 1337 and encodes 425 amino acids. The record is from RefSeq and is a predicted model, not a curated record. The transcript is spliced from 10 exons.
AGGCAUAAAAUGCUUUUUCCUGCAACCUGUUUUUUCUUUUCCCUUCCAUUUCCAAUUUAAUGGCCAUAAGGCCCUUUCAAUUCAACUUCUCGCGCGAUAGAUUGGUCUUUCUCUUCCGCAUUUCUCAAUCUCAUUCAUUUCCUUCUUCUUUUCCCUCAAAAUUCCCCAAAACUUUUUCCCCAAACUUUUUCUUCCGCCACAUCGCUGCGUCCGCGCCAGCUCCGCUCGCAAGCCCUCCGCCGCCGCAGUCACACGACUUCCGCCGCCGCGCGCCGCAGAUUCCAGCCGACACCAUGGCGCAAAAGAUUGGAAAAUCCACUCGCCGCCCUGGCGCGUCCUCCAAGGCGAGGGUUUAUGCCGAUGUCAACGUCGUUCGCCCCAAAGAAUAUUGGGACUACGAGUCCCUCACCGUCCAGUGGGGGGAGCAAGAUGAUUAUGAGGUUGUGAGGAAGGUGGGUAGGGGGAAAUAUAGUGAGGUGUUUGAAGGUGUUCACUGCACGGAUAAUGAAAAAUGUAUCAUCAAAAUCCUGAAACCCGUGAAGAAGAAAAAGAUCAAGAGGGAAAUCAAAAUACUACAGAAUCUUUGUGGAGGGCCCAAUAUUGUAAAGCUGCUUGACAUUGUUAGAGACCAGCAGUCGAAGACCCCAAGUCUUAUAUUUGAAUAUGUCAAUAACACUGAUUUUAAAGUGCUUUACCCUACAUUGUCAGACUAUGAUAUACGAUAUUAUAUCUAUGAACUUUUAAAGGCACUGGAUUAUUGCCAUUCACAAGGAAUCAUGCAUCGGGAUGUAAAGCCACAUAAUGUAAUGAUUGACCAUGAGCAGCGUAAGCUUCGCCUUAUAGAUUGGGGGCUUGCAGAGUUCUAUCAUCCUGGGAAAGAAUAUAAUGUUCGUGUUGCUUCAAGAUAUUUCAAAGGUCCUGAACUUCUUGUUGAUCUUCAAGAUUACGAUUACUCUCUAGAUUUAUGGAGUCUUGGUUGUAUGUUUGCUGGCAUGAUAUUCCGUAAGGAGCCAUUCUUUUAUGGACAUGAUAACUACGAUCAACUGGUCAAAAUUGCUAAGGUACUUGGGACAGAUGAGUUAAGUUCAUAUUUGAAUAAGUAUCGCAUAGAGUUGGAUCCGCAUCUUGCAGCACUUAUUGGAAGGCAUAGCCGGAAACCAUGGGCAAAGUUCAUUAAUGUAGAAAAUCAACACUUGGCCGUUCCUGAGGCUGUUGACUUUGUUGACAAGUUACUCCGAUAUGAUCACCAAGAACGUCCCACUGCAAAGGAAGCCAUGGCCCACCCGUACUUCAAUCCAAUUAGAAAUGCAGAAAGUAGUAGAACUCGAACACAUUGAGUUGGUGAUGCUUAGAUAUGGUGCUUGCUUUCUCGGGGACCUUCUUCUAAACUUCUGAACUUCUAUUUCUGAUGGAACUUGCUUUUGGGAGAUUCUGCCCCUAUUCAGUUGUAAAACUCAGUUUCAUUAGUUCUUACCCUACUUGGGCUUUUGUUUCUGUUUUUUUUUGGGUGGAAAAUUCAGGUUUCAAUAAUUUCAUUUGAUUGUGUGCUCCAAAUUUGGGAAUGGAUUCUUGAUUCAAUUUCAG